AUGUCUCAACAUCCAUCAUCAUCUGGUACCAAAUCCUCCCAACAUGCAAAGACUCCUUCUAUGGAGUUUGUAGAUGAAGACAUAAUGGACGUCACUCCUCUGUGCAUGAUACCGGGCGACACCACUGGUACUUCCUCCAAGGCUGGAGAUAAGAAAGGUAAUACCUCUGGUAACUCCUCUCUUCCUAAAGAUAUAUACUACACCGAUCGUGCUAUAAGGAGACUGGUUACGAGAAUUCUGAGUGAAGGACAUAAAGUUGAAGGAGUUUCUACCCCUCUGUCCAGAAGGGAACCCUCCCCUGAGGGAGAACCCCAUGCAGAUAAAGAUGAUGAUUCAUCUAUAUCUGAAAAGGAGGUGGUUGCUGAAGGGCUUUGCUUUCUAGGUAAAACCCUACCUAGCAAGAAACAAAAUGUGCCUCAAGAAAAUAUUAUUGAUCUGGAGGAAGAAAGCACUGAAGGAGAGGAUGAUCCUUUUCAUCUGGUUAAACCUAGCGUAGCUGAGAAACUGAGAACUAAGAAAGGAAAAAGAGUAGGACCCUCAAAAUCCUGGAGCAAGGUUGAGGUUGGAAAAAGAAAAGAAAGAGACAGCUCUGAUUUUGAGGAGAAUGUUAAAGACGAUGUCCCAGACAUCUCCCCUGCAAAAAGGCAGGCUGGUCAGAAAUCUCCUGGCAAGACUGUUGCUGCUACUGGUGUACAGCUUGACAAAAUCUCCUUUCACAUGAAAGAUGGAGCAGCAAAAUGGAAAUAUGUCAUUCAGAUAAGAGUAGCCAUUGAAAAAGAGCUUGGACAAGAAGUUAUAGAAGUAAAGGAGAUAAUUGAGCUGAUCAAGAAUGCUGGACUCAUGAAGACUAUGGUGACCCUACCCUAA
Molecule: messenger RNA, 867 nt
Organism: Lathyrus oleraceus (garden pea)
Lineage: Eukaryota; Viridiplantae; Streptophyta; Magnoliopsida; Fabales; Fabaceae
Exons: 2
Coding region: 1-867 (288 amino acids)
Source: RefSeq, a predicted model, not a curated record